CUGCGGGGAGGGUCUUCUUGGGACCGCCUUACCCCGCCCUAGUGCGGCCGCGGGUUCGAGGGGCUCCUGGAAGGCCUGGGUGUCCGGGGCAUGAGUGGGGUGGGGGGGACCGGAGGGCCUCGGUGCCAGGCGGCGCUCGCGGUCCUGGCCUCGCUGUGCCGGGCCCGGCCGCCCCCUCUCGGGCUGGACGUGGAGACUUGUCGGAGCUUCGAGCUGCAGCCCCCAGAGCAGCGUCCCAGCGCGGCCGACUCAGGCACCUCUGUCAGCCUCCUCGCCGUGGUAGUUAUUGUCUGUGGCGUGGCCCUGGUGGCAGUUUUUCUCUUUCUCUUUUGGAAGCUGUGCUGGAUGCCCUGGAGGAACAAGGAGGCCUCCAGUCCCUCUCCUGCUAACCCCCCCUUGGAGGCCCUCCAGAACCCCAACUCCAGAGGCAACAUGGCAGACAAGCUGAAGGACCCCAGCUCCCUGGGUUUCCUGGAGGCAGCCGUGAAGAUCAGCCACACAUCCCCAGAUAUCCCGGCUGAGGUGCAGAUGUCAGUCAAGGAGCACAUCAUGCGUCACACACGGCUGCAGCGACAGACCACAGAGCCAGCGUCAUCCACCAGGCACACGUCCUUCAAGCGCCACCUGCCCCGGCAGAUGCACGUCUCCAGCGUAGACUAUGGCAAUGAGCUGCCGCCAGCCGCAGAGCAGCCCACCAGCAUCGGCCGCAUCAAGCCUGAGCUCUACAAGCAGAAGUCAGUGGAUGGGGACGAGGCCAAGUCUGAGGCCGCCAAGAGCUGCGGGAAGAUCAACUUCAGCCUACGCUAUGACUACGAGAGCGAGACCCUGAUCGUGCGCAUCCUGAAGGCCUUUGACCUCCCUGCCAAGGACUUUUGCGGAAGUUCUGACCCUUACGUCAAGAUCUACCUCCUGCCUGACCGCAAAUGCAAGUUGCAGACACGCGUGCACCGCAAGACCUUGAACCCCACCUUCGAUGAGGACUUCCACUUCCCUGUGCCCUACGAGGAGCUGGCUGACCGCAAACUGCAUCUCAGCGUCUUUGACUUUGAUCGCUUCUCCCGCCAUGACAUGAUCGGGGAGGUCAUCCUGGAAAAUCUCUUUGAGGCCUCUGAUCUGUCCCGGGAGACCUCCAUCUGGAAGGACAUCCAGUACGCCACAAGUGAAAGCGUAGACUUGGGAGAGAUCAUGUUUUCUCUUUGCUAUCUGCCCACGGCGGGGAGGCUCACUCUCACCGUGAUCAAAUGUCGCAACCUCAAGGCGAUGGACAUCACGGGCUAUUCAGAUCCUUAUGUCAAAGUGUCCCUGCUUUGUGAUGGGAGGAGACUGAAGAAGAAGAAAACAACCAUUAAGAAGAACACUCUCAAUCCUGUCUACAAUGAGGCCAUCAUCUUUGACAUUCCCCCAGAAAACAUGGAUCAAGUCAGCCUGCUCAUCUCGGUUAUGGACUAUGAUCGAGUGGGCCACAAUGAGAUCAUAGGAGUCUGUCGAGUGGGGAUCAAUGCUGAAGGCCUGGGCAGGGACCAUUGGAACGAGAUGCUGGCAUAUCCACGGAAGCCUAUUGCACACUGGCACUCCUUAGUGGAGGUAAAGAAAUCCUUCAAAGAGGGAAACUCUCGAUUGUGAUUUCACUCACGUGGACGCUGCAAGCAGAGAGACUGCCACCUGGAGUUAGGA
Molecule: messenger RNA, 1674 nt
Organism: Castor canadensis (American beaver)
Lineage: Eukaryota; Metazoa; Chordata; Mammalia; Rodentia; Castoridae
Source: RefSeq, a predicted model, not a curated record